AUGGGCGUCCGAGAUUCCCACGGGGAGACCACGGGGACGCCCGACCCCGUCGAGAAGGGCUUCGCCACCCUCAACACCAUCAGGCAGCGCAAGGAUGGGCCCUCUUUCUACGUCCACUAUGUCGACUUCAACAAACGUCUUGAUGAAUGGGUUGCAUCUUCACGCAUUGAUCUCUCCCAGGAGGUCGAAUGGCCCCAACCGGAGAAGGCUGAUAAGAAGAAGACUGCUGCGGCGAACAAGGCCGCGCCCAGCAAGAAUACAAAUGCCAACAAGCGUGCCCGGGCUGACAGUCGGGAUGUAUCGCAAACACCUGAUAUCCUGGGUGGUAACAACUUGAAUGUCGGCAAAGCCUCGCGGCCCUCAAAAGCCGGAGGAAAGGAAAAUGUCGAAACCCCCGGCGAUUCCUCGCAGCUGUUCCCUUCAGAGGGAGUGUCGGCAGCCGGCACACCCAAGGCCACUGAUUCAGAAGAUGUUGAAAUGGCGGAUGGCCCCACAGAAGGCCAGUCCAUGAAAGAGGACGAAGUACAAACUGCCUCGGGCGAAGUCAUCACCCGCGGGGAGGAGAUUGAACGACUGCGCACAAGCGGUAGUAUGACCCAGAAUCCCACGGAGAUUCAUCGUGUGCGUAACUUGACACGCCUUCAAAUGGGCAAGUACGACGUCGAGCCGUGGUACUUCUCUCCAUACCCGGAUUCAUUCUCCGACGUCGACCUGGUCUACAUCGACGAGUUCUGUCUCGGCUACUUCGACAACCAGCGCGCCUUUGAGCGCCACCGCGCCAAAUGCACCCUCACGCACCCUCCCGGCAACGAGAUCUACCGCGAUGACAACAUCUCCUUCUUCGAGGUUGAUGGUCGCCGCCAGCGAACCUGGUGCCGUAAUCUGUGUCUUCUAAGUAAGCUCUUCCUGGACCACAAGACUCUCUACUACGACGUCGAUCCAUUCCUCUUCUACUGCAUGUGCACCCGCGAUGAGACUGGCUGCCACCUCGUCGGCUACUUCUCCAAAGAAAAGGACUCCGCCGAAGGCUACAACCUUGCCUGUAUCAUGACUCUCCCACAAUACCAGCGCCGCGGCUUCGGUCGUCUCCUCAUCUCUUUCAGUUACGAGCUCAGCAAGCGUGAAGGAAAGCUCGGUUCCCCCGAGAAACCUCUCAGUGAUCUGGGUCUGCUUGGCUAUCGUCAAUACUGGCGCGAGACCUUGGUAGAUCUCCUCAUCGAGCCUAAUCGAGAGGCCAUGAGUGAGAACGAGCUUGCCAUUCUCACUUCCAUGACUGACAAAGACGUUCACGAAACCCUUGUUGUCUUCAACAUGCUUCGGUACCACAAGGGUAACUGGGUCAUCGUCUUGACGGACAGCAUAGUGGAAGAGCACGAGAAGCGUCUCAAAAAGGAGGCGAUCAAGGGCGCGCGCAAGAUCGACCCUGCUCGCCUACAGUGGAAGCCUCCUGUCUUCACUGCUUCCAGCCGGACCUGGAACUGGUGA
Penicillium brevicompactum is the source of this 1485-nucleotide messenger RNA. Its product is annotated as NuA4 histone acetyltransferase complex catalytic subunit ESA1. NCBI's taxonomy places the organism in Eukaryota, Fungi, Ascomycota, Eurotiomycetes, Eurotiales, Aspergillaceae. Gene Ontology annotation, molecular function: histone acetyltransferase activity. Bases 1 to 1485 code for a protein of 494 amino acids. The transcript has 5 exons. The record is from RefSeq and is a predicted model, not a curated record. Gene Ontology annotation, biological process: regulation of DNA-templated transcription.